This is a messenger RNA of Zychaea mexicana, 960 nucleotides long. RefSeq lists its product as uncharacterized. Bases 1 to 960 code for a protein of 319 amino acids. The record is from RefSeq and is a predicted model, not a curated record. Gene Ontology annotation, biological process: rRNA base methylation. The transcript is spliced from 3 exons. Gene Ontology annotation, cellular component: cytoplasm. Gene Ontology annotation, molecular function: rRNA (uridine-N3-)-methyltransferase activity. NCBI's taxonomy places the organism in Eukaryota, Fungi, Mucoromycota, Mucoromycetes, Mucorales, Lichtheimiaceae.
AUGCCACCUAAGAAGAAAAAACUCAAGACCUCAUUAAAGAAUGUACUUAAUCUUGCUGAAGCACAUAAACGAGAAAAAUAUAAACAACAAUCCCAUCAGGCUCGAAUUGCACAAACGAAGCAAAAACAAAAGACCCAUCCGAAACAUGGUCGAAAACCGAAAUUCACCAGUACGGAUCGAGUGCUAUUGAUUGGAGAAGGCAACUUCUCUUUUGCAAAGUCCAUUGCCGAGCAUUACAUGGCAAGCAAUCCUGGUAAUAUUAUUGCGACAUGUUAUGACAGCGAACAAAUGUUGUACGAAAAAUAUGCAGACGAAGCCAAAUCCAACGUGGCUACACUCAAAGAGCUCGGCGUAACUGUGCUGUUUGAAAUUGAUGGUACAAAGCUAAGAAAGUACAAGGACUUACGGAAGAACCGAUAUACAAAGAUCAUUUUCAACUUUCCACAUGCAGGUGCCGGUAUCAAAGAUCAAGAUCACAACAUACGCGCAAAUCAAAAGCUGCUGAAUGAAUUUUUUGCUUCCGCCGUGCCUCUCUUAUCCAAAGAGGGAGAAACAAGCCGCGAGAUGCAUGUCACUAUUAAGACGUGUAAGCCUUACGAUUUGUGGGAUAUUCGAACACUAGCCAAAACGACAGGCAAGGCAAUCAAAACCACUUUCCCUUUCCAUCCGGAUAUAUACCCAGGAUACGAGCAUCGUCGUACUCUCGGAUUCAAAGAAGGUGUGAGCAAGGGCGAGAAUGCAGAAAUCAUAAAGGCAGAUCCAAAGACAUUUGUUGUAGUACGCAAGUCGGCCAUGGAAGCUGAAAAGGAAAGGAGCAAACAAGGUGCCAUCAAGAGAAAGAAAGAUCUACAGCGACAGGCCCUUCUGGGCAAGAAGAAGCGGAAGCAUCUUUUCAAUCCAAAGGCAGAAAGUAGCGAUGACGAUGACGAUAAUGAUGACGAUGAUGAUGAUGAGGAAUAA